Eufriesea mexicana is the source of this 1179-nucleotide messenger RNA. Its product is annotated as odorant receptor 85b-like. The record is from RefSeq and is a predicted model, not a curated record. NCBI's taxonomy places the organism in Eukaryota, Metazoa, Arthropoda, Insecta, Hymenoptera, Apidae. Gene Ontology annotation, molecular function: odorant binding; olfactory receptor activity. Gene Ontology annotation, cellular component: plasma membrane. The transcript has 5 exons. Gene Ontology annotation, biological process: sensory perception of smell; detection of chemical stimulus involved in sensory perception of smell. Bases 1 to 1179 code for a protein of 392 amino acids.
AUGGAGUACGAUCUAAGAUACGCCACGAGGUUCGUGAAGCCGAUGUUGGGAAUCAUCGGUGUGUGGCCUAUCCCAGCCACCUCUUCCUUUUCCUCGAAGGUUUUGCAAAAGAUCGAGAUCGCUCUGACCUACUUCCUGUCCUUCGUCAUGAUCACACCGCCUCUCAUGCACAUGUUCCUGAGAGAGAAAAAUCCCAAGAUAAAGUUAAAGCUUUUGGGCCCACUCGUUAACUGCGGCAUGCAAAUCGGCAAGUACACGAUACUCUUAUGGCGAAUGAAGGAGAUUCGGAAUGCUCUGGACACGAUCCGGGAGGAUUGGUUAAAUACUACAGAGGAGAAUCAAUUGAUCUACAAAGAAAAAGCGAAAUUCGGAAGGAAAGUCAUAUUAAUCGUCACGGCUUCCGUGUAUGGUGGUGGCUUGUGCUAUCGAAUAAUCCUACCUCUUUUGAAGGGAACCAUCGUCACUGCCGGGAACGUUACCGUAAGACCGUUACCCAUUUCGAGUUAUCUCGUAUUCAUCGACGAGCAAAAGACCCCGAAUUACGAGAUAUUGUUCGUACUGCAAGUUAUAGCUGGAUUCGUUACUUAUGGGAUCAUCAGUGGUUCCUGCGGCAUUUCCGCUCUGUUCAUUCUUCAUACCUGCAGUAUGAUGAUGAUCCUGAUGAACAAGAUGAAGAAGCUGGUGAAUAAGACAGAUACAUCCGAAGCUGUGGUGCAACGGAAGAUCGCUGAUAUCGUUGAGUAUCAGAUAAAAAUAAAAAAAUUUUUAAAGAACAUUGAAACAAUUACGGAAUACAUUUACUUGAUCGAAAUGGUGGGUGGUACAUGUUUGAUUUGUCUCGUGGGAUAUUAUAUUCUCAUGGAAUGGGAGAAUACUAAUACCACAGCUAUCGUGACCUACAUCAUGUUACAAAUAUCAUUUAUAUCUAACGUUUUCAUAGUCUGUUACAUUGGUCAACUUCUCGUCGACCAAAAUGAAAUCGUGGGAGAAACAGCAUGCACGGUGAAUUGGUACCAUCUCUCGACCAAACAUGUACGAUGCUUAAUACUAAUUAUCGCUAUGUCUAAUUCCCCGAUGAAACUCAUGGCUGGCAAGAUGCUCGACAUGUCUUUAACUACUUUCACCGACGUCGUGAAAGUGUCCAUGGGAUAUUUAAAUAUACUGCGUGGAGUAAUCUAA